Molecule: messenger RNA, 820 nt
Organism: Camelina sativa (false flax)
Lineage: Eukaryota; Viridiplantae; Streptophyta; Magnoliopsida; Brassicales; Brassicaceae
Source: RefSeq, a predicted model, not a curated record
UUUUCUAACGAGAAAGAGUAAGAGAGAAUGGCACUGCCACUCAAAUCAACAUCUUCUAUGUCUUCUUCUCAAUGUUCAUAUUCAUCAUCACCAAACUCAACCUCCAUGAAACUCAAAUCCCUAAUCCAAACUCUCAUCUUUUCUCAUGUUUGUCGACUAAUCCGUGAAAUCUCUAGAGCUUCAUCCAUUCUUGUUAGAGUCUUGAAGAAGAAGCAAUACAAUCUCUUAUCAGUGUCUUCUUUACGCUAUCCAAAAAGAGCCUCCAAGAAACAAAAGAGCAAUAUUUUGUUCGGUUCUUUCAGACUUCACUACAACUUUUGCUCCUCUCACGUAGUGCCUGUCUCUGCGCUAAGACGUCUCCCUCAAGAGCUCUACUUAGCUCAUCUCCAGUACGACUCCACUUGGGAGUCAAUGUAUUCGACUGAAUCAAUGGAUUUUCCCGAUGAUUUUGAUGAUGAUGAUAUUCAAGAACCAUCUCAGCUUACUAGCUAUCUAAGACAGCUAGAAGAUAAGGUUAAAGACGACAAAGAAGAAGGAAAAGAGAUGAUGAUGAUGAAUGAGAUUGAUAAAUUGGCUGAUAUGUUUAUAGCAAAUUGUCAUGAGAAGUUCAUGUUGGAGAAGGUUGAUUCGUAUAGGAGAUCCCACGAAAUGCUGAACAGAAGCAGUUGAUAAUGAUGAUGAUGAUGAUGAUGAUGGGGGCCAGUCGUUUCUUUAAUUUAUUUUAAUGUAAUUUUCACUUUUUCUUUCUUAACAUGCUUUGAGUUUUCUAAAAAAAUGUGUAUUGGAAGCAUAGAGGAUGGAUUGUGUGGUGUUUGUUGUG